Molecule: messenger RNA, 699 nt
Organism: Saccharomyces cerevisiae S288C
Lineage: Eukaryota; Fungi; Ascomycota; Saccharomycetes; Saccharomycetales; Saccharomycetaceae
Gene: CSS2
Product: Css2p
Exons: 1
Coding region: 1-699 (232 amino acids)
Cellular component (GO): extracellular region
Source: RefSeq, marked reviewed
AUGUGGUGCUAUUCUCACUUUUUAUUAAUUUUUGUUUCCUUCGUGACUUCUUUUGCACAUAAGCUCCCAGCUAAUAACUCAACGACUAAUGGAGGUACCGACGGAAUAGCUGUACCAGUUAUAGAAACUACUAUUGAUUCAGGGAUGUAUUCUGAGAACGGUACUGAUUUGAUGACACCCGAAGAUCUUCCUGAUUUGCUAUCAGAUGGUAUAGUAUUAUCUUUUGCUAAUACUACAGAAACGGGCUCGGAUUCGGACUCCACGUUAAUUGACAGUGAAGAUCUUCGGAGAUGUAUAGAUAUGCCGGACCGCUCAUGCUCUGCUCAACGAGGCAAUUUGUGUUCAUACAGUUUUUGGGAUAUUCCUUUCAGUUUCUUGAAUACAGUCCAUGAUAUAUUCGGCAUGACUAAUAUGGGUAAUUGCGCAGUUAUGGCUGGUGAUAAGGGUGCUUUUUAUUAUAAAUACUAUCCUGUUGAACCUAACUGCAAUUCAACUAUACACCAAAAGACGAUUGACGAUGCUUUACAACAAGCAACUGAACAACUGAAUGGUGACUUUAACAACAUGUAUUUUUUCCAUGUCAACCGUGGUGGAUUGUGGCAGGGUGAUAUGAUGGUUGGAACUCGCGUCUUUACCUGGUUUGCUGGCGCCAAGUGGGCUGAACAUAAAGGUUCCAUAGAGGCAGGUUUCACCUCGUAG